GAAUCAGCUAGGUGGGUCUCAGGUAAUGUGGUCAUUAGAUGAUGUCAAUGGUGCUGAGCAGUACUUUAAUCAGAUGAGUCUAGAGGGUAGCAUCCAUGGUCAGAGGAAUGCAGAGUUGUCUAUGGCAUAUGUUAAUUUGCGUCAGCUUGCAAUUCCUCAUUUGGGUUCUGGGCAGCCCCAACAACCAGUUUCUCAAAGGUACUCUGACAAUGAGGCUCCAUGGAGUCCUGCUUACUAUUCACCUCAGCAACCUGGAACAUUGGACCAAAAGCCUUUGGCUGAGUUUCCAACUUCGCCUUCAUCUUCCCGUUAUCGGGCUCCAUAUGGGGAGUUUUCAGACAGAAAUUUUGAUAGAAUGCCUGAGGAAUACAAUCGGCCUCCAACCAAUCAUCAUAACACAUAUGAGCAGCCGCUGCAGUAUACUGAGAAUAUGGUCUUGGUUCCAACAGGACCUGUAUGCAGUGAAAAUGUUGGUUUUCCAGGUAAUAUACUUCAUGGUACUGGUUGUGAGCAUUGCCCGAUAAUGUUUCCAAGAAAUCAACUUUACCCAGAUACCCCUUGGAAGCCUGGAGAACAGCCACGUCUAGAGCCAACUAACAUGGGGAAUGGAUAUCAUACAGUCACUAAUUCUUGUGUUGAGUGCCCCCCUAAUAGGGAAAUGUACACAUUGGAUCCAGAUGCAAACGUGCACCAUCCAUACUUCUAUAAUGAGAGCCGUAGUCAUGAAAGAGGAUGGGUUUUACAACAUCAGUUAAAUCCCCAGCCUGACGAACCUAGACCACAUGUUUCUAUAGCUGGAAGACUGGGGGUGGCUGAUAACUAUAUAAUGGAAAAUGGUACAAGUACUCCUCUUGGGCAAGGCAGUUUAUGUGAUGUCCACCCUGUGCAAUCCCACUAUGUCCAUCAUGAAGAUAUACGGUAUGCCCGACCUGUUGCAGACGUUGGUAAUCUAGUGUUUCAUGACCAAGCUGUGGCCACUGGAUCACAGGUUCAUGUUCCGUCUCUGGACGAGCAUGGAGUUUGUUGCAGCAAUCUUCCCUGUACAUAUGGAGCUGAUAAUGUGUACCAGGUUCCUCAUGGCAAUGUGCCUUUGCAUGCUUUAUGGAGAAAUGGUCAUGGCCCAUUGCUAGGAGGUCCCUCUCAUGAAACACCUGUUUUAGCUCAGCUAGCAAAUGGCUCUGUCAGCACUGGAUUUAUGAGGGGUACAGUGGAUGGUAGCCCCAGGUUGCGAACUGAGUUGGAGAAUCAAAAUCUUUGGGUAGAGUCGCCACAAAAACUUGUGGGCUUUGAUGAGUCUCGUGGCCAAGCUCCAACAUUGGUCCCCACCGUCGAGGGUCCAUUUACUAUGCAGUCCAGCCCAUCAGUCCCAGACAUGACUAAAUUUGCUGGUCCCAUAACGCAUCUUACAAAAUCCGAUUCUGCUUUCAUUUUUGAUGACAAGUUGGUCACUGCAGCUUCCAUGUCAUGCCUGAGAAAUGAUGCUGAUAUUGCUGAACCAGUGAAGUUGGAUGAGGACAGUAUCUAUAGAAGGAGCAAAGAACUGAAUCUUGGAGGGGAGGUUGGAGAUACUAACAUGCAUGUAGUCAAUGACAAAAAUCCUGAUGCAAUGGAACCUGCCAAGUCUAUGAAUUUUGUAGCGGAAAGCAAUGGCAGGAUGGAAGUGGAAGAAACCAAUGCUGGCCUUGCUGCUGAGCUGCAGGAAGACUGUUUGAGCUUGUUACCUGAUUUUGUUGCCUCUGUAAAAGAAGUGGCUUCGGCAUGUCUGAAGGUGGAAGCUAAAGUUCGAGAAGAUACUGAUUUUGGAAUUGAGCAUAAUGUAGUUGCAGGAGAUGAUGCACAGCAUGACCCGGAUGGAUUGGGUGGCAAUGGAGACUUAGAGAUGGGUUCUGAUAAUGACAAUCUCAGCGAUUCCAAGGUCGAGCCCACUACUGCUGAGGCUGAAGCAAUUGAUAGAGGAUUGCAG
This is a messenger RNA of Olea europaea var. sylvestris, 1963 nucleotides long. RefSeq lists its product as uncharacterized. The annotation marks the transcript as partial. The record is from RefSeq and is a predicted model, not a curated record. Lineage: Eukaryota; Viridiplantae; Streptophyta; Magnoliopsida; Lamiales; Oleaceae. The transcript has 2 exons.